UGUACGCUUUUCCUUGCCAAGCAUCAGAAGAUCCCUGCUGGAGAGAAGCCUUAUAAAUGUAAGAAACAUGGAAAGGCUUUGAGAGAGCGAUCUACUGCUAAACAUGAGAGAAUUCACACGGAAAAACAAUCUUACAAAUGUAAUCAAUGUGGAAAGGAUUUCCAGUGUAAUUCCAAAUUGGCUCAACAUCAGAGAAUUCACACUGGAGAGAAGCCUUAUAAAUGUAAGGAAUGUGGAAAAGCUUUCAUACAUCAUCCCAGUCUUGCUAAACAUCAGAGAAUCCACACUAGAGAGAAGCCUUAUAAAUGUAAUGAAUGUGGAAAGGCUUUCACACAGAGUGACAAUCUUCGUGAACAUCAGAGAAUCCACAGAGAGAAGCCUUACGAAUGUAAUGAAUGUGGAAAGGCUUUCACAUAUCAUUCUUAUCUUAUUGCACAUAAGAAAAUCCACACUGGAGAGAAGCCUAAUAAAUGUAAUGAAUGUGGAAAGGCUUUCAAAAGAGCCAGUCUUCAUAAACAUCAGAGAAUCCAUACUGGAGAGAAGCCUUAUGAAUGUAAUGAAUGUGGAAAGGUUUUCAUUCAGAGCUCUGACCUUGCUGUGCAUCAGAAAAUCCACAAUGGAGAGAAGCCUUAUGAAUGUAAUGAAUGUGGAAAGGCUUUUACAAAGAGCUCUUACCUUGUAGCACAUCAGAGAAUCCACUCUGGAGAGAAGCCUUAUGAAUGUAAUGAAUGUGGAAAGACUUUCACAUAUCUCUCCAAUCUUGCUGUCCAUCAGAGAAUCCACACUGGAGACAAGCUUUAUCAUUGUAAUGAAUGUGGAAAGGCUUUCACAAAGAGCUCUUACCUUGUAGUACAUCAGAGAAUCCACACUGGAGAGAAGCCUUACAAAUGUAAUGAAUGUGGAAAGGCUUUCACAGAUAACUCCUAUCUUGUAUUACAUGAGAGAAUCCACACUGGAGAGAAGCCUUACGAAUGUAAUGAAUGUGGAAAGGCUUUCACAAGGCCCUCCUGCCUUGUAGUACAUCAGAGAAUCCACACUGGAGAGAAGCUUUAUGAAUGUAAUGAAUGUGGAAAGGCUUUCACACAGCGCAGCAAUCUUACUUCCCAUCAGAGAAUCCACAUUGGAGAGAAGCCUUACAAAUGUAAUGAAUGUGGAAAGGCUUUCACAAGGCGCUCCUACUUUGUAGUACAUCAGAGAAUCCACACUGGAGAGAAGCUUUAUGAAUGUCAUGAAUGUGGAAAGGCUUUCAUAAGGCGCUCCUGCCUUGUAGUACAUCAGAGAAUCCACACUGGAGAGAAGCCUUAUGAAUGUAAUGAAUGUGGAAAGGCUUUCACAAAGCGCUCCUCUCUUGAAGUACAUCAGAGAAUCCACACUGGAGAGAAGCCUUAUGAAUGUAAUGAAUGUGGAAAGGCUUUCCUAGAUCACCUACUUGCUGUCCAUCAAAGAAUCCACACUGGAGAGAAGCCUUAUGAAUGUCAUCAAUGUGUAAAGGCUUUCAUAUGUCGCUCCCAUCUUGCUGUCCAUCAGAGAAUCCACACUGGAGAGAAGCCUUAUGAAUGUAAUGACUGUGGUAAGGCUUUCACACGGCGUGAAAGCCUUAGUAAACAUGAGAAAAUCCACACUGGACAGAAAUCUUAAGACAAUGCUCAAAUCUUGCUUAGCAACAAAGAGUGCACAUUAGAGAAAAACUUUUGAGUGUCUGGAUCAUGGUAAAGUUUUAAUAUAUAUUAGUCUCUGACUAGACAUGUGAGAUCCUAUACUAGAUGUAAAUCCUCAUUCAUAUAAUCCAUGUGGAAAGACAUUUAGGCUCACUUCAUCCCUGAAUUGCCUCCAGAAAAUUCCUAGAAGAUUGAAAUCAAGGUUAAAGGCAUAAAAACGGAAGAAAUAGCUCAUUAUUCAGCAGGGAUUUUCUGCUUAGGAAAAAGUCUCCUAUGGAUUUGGCAUGGGAAGGUUUAGCCCAGGUUCAUCUCUAAUUGUACAUCUGAGGAUAUAUGAAGUGGAGGGAAGACUUACAAAUGUGCUGAAGGAAAACAUGCCCUUACCUAGAACAUAAGGGUCAGUAUAAAUCACAGUAUUCACACUAAAAAGAAACAUUAUGCAGAAAGGCUUUCACCUGGAUCUCAUCCUUUGUGUAGAAAUCUUGCUGCAGAUUAAACAUGUGAAUAUAAUAAAUGAGGGAAGACCUCUUCCUAUAACAUAGAUGUCAUGAGACAUUGCAAUUUUAUACUGCAUAUAAAGGUCAGAAAAAAGAUUUGAGUUUCUCUGAAAUCCCAAGAUUGGUAGCCAAAGAAGAGUAUUUAUAAUGGGGGGAACCAAUUUUUUUUACUCUCUUUGCUCUAUCAGUAAUGAGAUUUUUUAAUCUGAUUUUACAUUGUUUUUAUUACUUAAUUUUCCUCUUCAUUCUCUUGUUUAUUCCUAAAUUCUUUGUCUUUCCAUCUAUGUGAUAAGUUAUGUGUCCCAUAUUCUAAUUUUCUUUUAAAAUAUCUGUGGCUUAGGUCUCCAUUUUGACCUUAUCUUGCUAAAUUAUGUCGAGUGGGUUCGUGGGGAAGUGAGGCCUUUACAGAAAUCUGACCCCCAGAAGAGUGCCAUAGUUUAGAGCUACAUUUUCAGAAAAACUCUCCCCCUUAUGCCUUGCUCAGUCUUGCACAAACCACUUUGCCACAUCAUCAAGCUUUGUGAUGUACUUUUACUCUUCUUAAGUGGAAUGGGUUCUUAUUGUCUUAUUGGGAGCCCAGUGUGAGAUCAUAUAAGUUCUAGUCUUGUAUUUGAAAAAUAUAAAAAGUAAGGACUUGGGGAUAAGAAUUUAUUAUUUGGUUUAAAAAUUUAACAUUCAUUUUAAAGAAAAACAUAGCAGUUAAACAGGUACGUUUUCAAACACUCUAGCCACUCUUUUCCACAUUAAUUUUACAGAAUCCAAAUCAAAAUGAGAAUUCAUUUUCUACAGACACAUUUACAUAAUCCUCUAGAAAUUAUUUUUCAAGUGCCAGUAUUUCUAAGAAAAUAUUUUCCCCUAAAUUUGAAAAUGAGAAAAAUCAGAAUAAAAAUAAUGGCAUGAAUAAUGCUUUUGAAACAUGAGAGAAAAUUGCCAAAUGAAAUUCAGUUGUUUAUCUUAGAAUUACUUUAUGUUGCUGCUCAUCCAGCCCUAGCAGCCAGGAAGCCUGUGAGUUUCUAGAUCUUGGUGGGAGAAGAGCUGGAGGACAAGUUGACAGGAAACACAGGGAGUUAAGAGCAAAUUCCAUUUAUUCAUCUGAGGGUAAGCUUAUGUGUCUAUGUGUGUCUGUGUGUGUAUGUGUGUUUGUG
Messenger RNA from Sarcophilus harrisii (Tasmanian devil), 3300 nucleotides. RefSeq names its product zinc finger protein 420-like. The record is from RefSeq and is a predicted model, not a curated record. Gene Ontology annotation, molecular function: RNA polymerase II cis-regulatory region sequence-specific DNA binding; DNA-binding transcription factor activity. Gene Ontology annotation, biological process: regulation of transcription by RNA polymerase II. Lineage: Eukaryota; Metazoa; Chordata; Mammalia; Dasyuromorphia; Dasyuridae.